UUGGCGGUGACGGCGUUUUGUUCGAUCGCGCUGUACAACUUCGUCGAGCUCAACGUCAUGAUCUUCACCACCUUCAAACGGCGCUCGGGGCUAUACUUCUGGAGUUUCCUGGUCUCCACCAGUGGCAUAGCACCCUAUGCGAUCGGAUUCCUGCUCAAGGACCUAGUCUUGUCGCCCAGCAAAUACAUCGACUUGACACUUAUUGUUGUCGGCUGGACAUGUCUCGUGACGGGGCAGUCGUUCGUGCUCUACUCGCGCCUGCACCUCGUGAUGCGGGACCGGGAUAAGCUACGGCUUGUCCUGGCCAUGAUCAUUACCAAUGCCGUCAUCUGCCAUGUGCCGACCACGAUUCUGGUGUUCGGGGCGAAUUCGCCAAAUCUCGAUAGUUGGAUCGUGCCGUACAGCAUCUACGAGAAGGUCGAGGUGACGCUCUUCUUCGUACAAGAGAUGAUCCUCUCUGGAAUUUACUUAUACCAGACCUUCUCAUUCUUCCGUUUCGAGUCGGCAUUGCACGGGAAAACGGUCAACAAAGUCAUGGUGCAUUUGGUUUGGAUCAACAUCUUGAUCAUAGUGCUAGAUAUCACUAUAUUGGUGCUAGAAUACGCGAACUUCUACAACAUCCAGACUGCCGUCAAGGGAAUGAUAUAUAGCAUCAAGCUCAAGCUUGAGUUCAGGGUCUUGAAUGGUCUGAUCGAACUAACAAAA
Molecule: messenger RNA, 705 nt
Organism: Truncatella angustata
Lineage: Eukaryota; Fungi; Ascomycota; Sordariomycetes; Amphisphaeriales; Sporocadaceae
Exons: 1
Source: RefSeq, a predicted model, not a curated record